Messenger RNA from Mugil cephalus (flathead mullet), 1607 nucleotides. RefSeq names its product astacin-like metalloendopeptidase (gene hce2l2). The record is from RefSeq and is a predicted model, not a curated record. The transcript has 10 exons. Gene Ontology annotation, biological process: proteolysis. Bases 665 to 1501 code for a protein of 278 amino acids. NCBI's taxonomy places the organism in Eukaryota, Metazoa, Chordata, Actinopteri, Mugiliformes, Mugilidae. Gene Ontology annotation, molecular function: zinc ion binding; metalloendopeptidase activity.
UUGAGUGAGACGAGUCAUGCACUUAACUAACCAUAGAUAUAAAACGUGAUAAGAUGAUGCUAAUGGUUCGGAGUUGCUAGCUAGCGUGCUAAAGUGGUGCUAACGCUACGUACAUAGCGGCUGGCCCAUAGGGGGCGCUGGGGCUGUGCCCCACCAACUGUUGAGGGGAAAAAAUAGUUUUUUUCUUUUUUUUUUUUUUUAGAUUAAUGUGAGUUGAACUUAAUAGUGUGUGUGCCUACAUGCAAUUUAAAUAAUUUGAACAACAUUUCCACCAACUGACACUCAUUAAACAGUGAAUUUCCACUGACAGUGUAUCAUUCGCUCAGGAGGCGCUCGGCAGAGCUAAACAGCCAAUCCGGUUAUGGUUGCUAGGGGGAAAUUACGAAUAAUUGGCCUAUCGACGUCGUAGUUUUUUUUCGUGGUGCGACUCCCAGACUCUGUCCUACGCUACGGGGGAAAAAUAGGUGCGACGACGAAGAGCGAUGGCGGCGACAACCCGAGUUCAAGAGCAGCUUCCACCAAAUUCGGUGAAAUCAUUAUUAAUGUACCAUUUUGCGAGGCGGACGACGGAGAAAAAAAAAUCUCGUUUAGGAGCUAGGACCCGACAAGCUAGAAAUUAACAUUUCACAGCAAAACAAGGUGAAGGCAUAUCUGACUGGCAAAGAUGCAGUGGAUUAUCCUCCUGUGCAUGGCUUGUCUCUCAGCUGUGCAUGCCCAGAAGUUUUUCUUGAGCCCAAAAUGGGGUCCCAUCGGCUAUCGAGAGCGUGAAGAGCACAAUUAUGGAACGGCAAUGGAUGAAAUCAUUAAAACGAAUGAGUUACAAGCUUCGCAAAUCAUAGAUGGCACUACCAGUCUCAGAGAGGGAGACAUUGCUGUUUCUGCUGGAAGACGCUCCAAAGUCUGCUUUGCCCGGAGCUGCCCUUGGUCUAAAUCAGUGGACGGACAUGUCUAUGUUGCAUAUAGACUCUCGCCUGAAUACUCUGAAAUCGAAACCAGGGUGAUAAAGAAAGCUAUGGAAAAUGUAGAGCAGGGUACCUGUGUGCGGUUUGUUCCACGGACCCACCAGAGAGACUUCAUCGACAUCCAGCCAAAGUCUGGGUGCUGGUCCUACCUUGGUUCGCGUGGUGGAGGGCAGACCGUGUCUCUCCAGAGCCCUCACUGUCUUCAGGUUGGAGUGAUUUCCCAUGAAUUCAUGCACACCCUCGGCUUUGUGCACGAGCAGUCCCGAUUUGACAGGGACAACUAUGUCACCAUCAUGUGGCCCAACAUUUGGAGAGAUCGAUUGAGGAACUUUGAGAAGUUCAGGUCUGACGGUCUGGACCUGCCAUAUGACUACGGCUCAAUCAUGCACUUUGGGAUGUACGCCUACUCUCAGGAUGGGGAACCGACCAUCAUUGCUAAAAACAGCAAGGACAUAAAGCUGGGCCAGAGAUCAAGUCUCAGUAACAUUGACAAGCUGAAAAUCAACAGACUUUAUAAAUGUGGUGACAAUGGUGAUUGAUUGAUAAGAAAACUGGUCGGCGGUGAAGCAAGAGUCAACUGAGAGCCAAUACUGUAAACUGUAGUUGAAUCGUAGAGAGAGUUUUCAAUAAAGCUUUCUGUCAGCA